AUGUUUGUUGUACUGCUUCUUAUUCUUUGGAGCUUUGCUGCUAAAUCUUUAGCCAGAGGUAUUACAAGUGCAGAAGGAGCAGCAUGCUUGAAUGUGGCCAACAAUUUUACAAAUUUCCCGUUUGAUUGUCCUCAGCCAGAUUUAUCAUAUACCUGUCGGUGUGUCGAUAAGUCAUUUUUGGGAACAGUUAUCAACUGUAUCGAAACAUAUGCUCAGGAUAGUCAAGCAUUGGCCCAGGCAUAUUCUUAUCUUUUAGACACAUGUUCAAGCCAAGGUCAUCAAAAGUACAGAAUGGUUCACGUGGCUAGUAUUUAUGACAAUGCCACUGAAUAUUUGAAGCCAAUGGAUAGCAUUGAGACGUCCUCAGUCCUCAGAAAUCCCGUUACAAUAUCACAGAAAGCGUUUACCGUGUCAUAUGAUAGUGUUGUAAAUCUAAUGAAGCAAAGAAAUGAUUCGACAUACAUGGGUUGGGCUCUUUAUGGCUAUUGGGCAAUCAUAUUUUUGGUUGCCGCAGUAAUAAAUAUUGCCCACUGGUGUUGUCCGUACGCUUCAGAAAGAAUUGAGCAAACCAAAUUUGUUAACUGGCUUCGGAGAAGUCUUAUUUGUCCACAGUUAGUGAGACCUUCGCAGUUAACAAGGCUAAAGCUAUUUUCUAAAAAUGACAAUAAAAAGACAGAGAACACUCACGAUCUAGGUAUUCUUGAAUCAGUAUAUCGUCUGCCCGUCAGAGUCCACGCUUUGAUCAUAUUCGUCUACUUUUGCCUUGUUGCAAUUCUUUGCUGCGUUGAUUAUAAGAUCGUGAGUCCAAAUACAAUUUUCAGAUGUCCUAGGGGUCAGAAGUUUGUCGAUUAUGCUGACAGGACAGGAAUUAUAGGCACUAUCCAGCUUCCAUUGGUGUUUUUGUUUGCUGCAAGAAAUAAUCCAUUAACUAAGAUCACCGGUUUUAGCUACAGAACAUUUCAAACAUUUCACAAAUGGGUUUCCAGAAUUGCAUUUAUUCUAUUGCUACUUCAUUGUGUGUUCUAUUUGAGCUACGUAAGAGCUCGAGGUGAUUAUAUUGCAAGAUGGGGUUUAUUAAAAUGGAGAAUGGCCAACACAGCCUUUUCCGCCCUUUGCAUUACUAUGGUGUGGGGUUCCUUACGUAGGAGGUAUUACGAAUGGUUCAAAGCUUCUCACAAGAUUCUUUUGAUAAUAUUCACCGUUGGUGCCUGGUAUCAUUGCCUAACUCUUGGUUGGAUAGAGUAUUUGGCCGUGUCAUUUUCCAUCUGGGCUGCCGAUUACAUUUUCCGGAUUGCAAAAAUUGCUUCCACCGGUGGACUUCUUAAGGCCAGAUGCAAGGUGAUAUAUAGGGUGGAAGAACAACUGGAAUCUGGAAAAAAGAUACUGAAGAAAGUGCCACAUUCAAUUAGGAUGGAAGUGAAUCAUUCAGGAUGGUGGAAACCAUUUCCUGGUGUCUAUUGUUGGGUUUAUUUCAUGAGAUGGAAUAUGGCUUGGCAAGCACACCCUUUUACUGUAGUUUCAACAACAUCACAACAAAAUUUCAAUCAGUUAGUAUUCAUCAUCAGGGUUAAGCGAGGACUAACGAAGCAACUUGCAAACUUCAUCUCCAAGCUGCCACUGGCUGAAUGUUCCAUGCCUAUUUUAGUGGAAGGUCCAUAUGGUACAAAUAUUCCGUUCAAGGCUUAUGAUCAUUCGGUGUUCAUUGCUGGGGGCGUUGGAAUGACUGUUGUUUAUUCCAUGUGUAUGGAUCUUGCUCAAAUAUACCGCGCACAAGUUUUAAGGGGUCAGAAGACAUCGAACGAAAAGUCCAUUUCCGUUGUUUGGAUAGUUCCAAACUUUGAAUCAGUGCUCCUCUUCAGGGAAGAGGUUGAACGAUUGAGAGAGUUCAGCGAAAUUCUUCAAUUGAAGAUCUUUGUUACGAGGCACCACGUCAAUAUUCCAUGUGAACAACACACCGCUCAGGAGACAGAUCCUAUGGAGAACACUAGUCUUCGUAAGGUUGAUCAUAUUGUAGAGUCUGCAUUAAUACAUGAUGGCUCUCAUGCCCACACUGAAGGAUGCAAAGAUAAAGAAAAAGCCGGGGAUGCACUCUCGCAGCAGAAAGUGGAAAUGCAGCAGUUUCUUGCAGACUUGGCUGAGAAAAAUGGUUCGAGCUCAGUUUCAAUUGAAUUUAGCGAGAGACCAGAUUUGACGGAAACAUUGAAGAGUAUUUAUGCUCUUGAAGGACCAACUGCAAUUAUUGCAUGCGGUCCAUCUACAUUAAAUGCCGACGUUAGGGUUGCUACAGUUGAAUGCUUAAGAAGACACAAGCAUGUCGAAUACUAUGAGCAAGAACUUUUAUGGUAA
Messenger RNA from Brettanomyces bruxellensis, 2346 nucleotides. RefSeq lists its product as uncharacterized. Gene Ontology annotation, cellular component: plasma membrane. Gene Ontology annotation, biological process: iron ion transport; copper ion import; intracellular iron ion homeostasis. The record is from RefSeq and is a predicted model, not a curated record. The transcript has a single exon. Bases 1 to 2346 code for a protein of 781 amino acids. Lineage: Eukaryota; Fungi; Ascomycota; Pichiomycetes; Pichiales; Pichiaceae. Gene Ontology annotation, molecular function: ferric-chelate reductase activity.